This is a messenger RNA of Amoebophrya sp. A25, 5036 nucleotides long. Lineage: Eukaryota; Dinophyceae; Syndiniales; Amoebophryaceae. The record is from the annotation of a GenBank genome assembly.
CGUGGUGAUGCAUCUAUUUUUUUCGAGUAGAAAUUGACUUUUCCUCCACAAUUUGUUCUCGAUACAGCUCAUCUACACGACUACUUCCUUGAUCAAUAUUCCUUGGAACCACAACCCGUCCUCCAUCCACUCGAUCUUUUGCUCUGAUAUUCCUCUCCAUAAACUAUUUUUCGGUUGUCGUGCACUUUUCUGCACAUGUGGUUGUCAUCGCAUGCCCUUUCUUCGGAUAUUUUAGCAUGCUUUAAUGCUUGAUUAUGACGAAAAGAACAUCAUGGCGCCAAAAAUACCACGAGGAACAUCGAGUGAAAGCGUCCCGGGAGGCGGCAGCUGGUGCGGCCCCGAAAGACAAUGUCCUCACCUAAAAGACGAUGCUGGAGCAAUGGCCUCAGACCCCAUUCGCUCCCUAUGGGCUCAAUUCGAGUGCGCAGUUGCGCUGGCGCCAGAUGCAGCUGCUGUCCUUGACAACGAGUACGAGUACUCCUACCGAGAUGUAAGGGAUCUUGCUGUUGGCCUAGCGGCGGUGGUCCACGUUGGAGGGGCGUCUGUGUCCUCGACCGCCUACUCCUCCUUGGGAUCGCCGUUCCUGAAACCAAGAAGUUGCCGAUUUGGUAUUCUUGCUGACGAAGGCGCCUUGAUUCCAGUCGCCUUUCUGGCGGCAGCUGCCUGCAAUGGAACCUUUGUUGCGGUAGAUCCUACGUACCCUGCAGAGCGUAUUUGCUACAUGCUGCGUGGCUGCUCGACGGUGGUUGUUGAUGCCAAAUAUUGGACGACUUUGGAAGCAGCAAGAAGGGAACAGCCGAAGCUGGAAGUUGAGAAUGAGACCACAACUAAAUCGGCGGAAAGUGAAAGUCAAGCAUCUUCUGGCAUCUCUGUGGACCAGUCCACUUCUUGGCACCACAAUUGGGUGGUCGUUUCUGUAGGUUCGUCUGCGGAUGAGAUGCGCGUGCUUUCGUGUUCAGCCUUCCCCGAUUCGGAGGAGUCGAAUUUAGCAGAAGCAAGGAAAUUCAUUCAAGAUUCUCAGUCCGAUGGCUGUGAUUGGAAGCACGAUGAAGAGUUUGUGUCUGCGAAAGAUCCGCGGCCAUUGUAUUUGGUGUACACAUCGGGGAGUACUGGGCAGCCAAAAGCAGUUGUAGGGAGCCAGUUCGCUCUUGGUUCAUAUCUGAGAAUCCAACGAUCACAUACCUGUAGUUCCCAAACUUUGGGAACACAUACGAAUAAAGUAGGGGGCGCUGCCUCGGAGGUAUUGCGACGGCGUUCAGGAGACCGCGUGUUGCUCUGUAGCGCUGUCACUUGGGACCCCAGUGUUUCUGACGUUUUUGGGACAUUGCUGCAAGGCGCAACGUUGGUACUUGUGAAGCGAGCGCAUCUGAUGACAAAUUUGCGUGACGCAGUGGAAGCUAAUGAAGUGACGCAUGCGCUUGCAACGCCAGCGCUAUGGAAAUUACUAGGAGAUGGAAGAGGAGUGCAAGACCCUUCCUCCAAGAGUGGAAUAAGUGACAGGACUAUAAUAGAGCCUGAACAUCGUACUAGAGAACUAAUGCCGUCGUUGCAGAUGCUGCUGCUUGGUGGCGAGUCCUGGAAUCCUGAGGACCUGACACUACCAUCAAGAUUAAAAGCAUUGCACAAUAUUUAUGGGGUGACCGAAGCAACGGUCUACCAGGCCGUUUCAGGAAAUCUCUUGAUGCGUGAGGGAGGCCUUCACUUUCUACAAAGACAAUCUUUGCAGCCGCUACAUGACGACAUCGCAUUUAGCAUAGAGCCAAGUGGGGAGCUAGUCAUAGGGGGACCGCUUGUGUUGACAUACGAGUCUUCUGUUGAGGAGAAGGACGCGAGGAAGUUUUACCUUGACGACAAUUGUAUGAGAUGGUUUCGCAGUGGAGAUCGCGCGGAAUCUGUGCUUUGCUGCGGGUCUCCAUCAUGUGUCGUAAAGGACGUUUUCCCGUUUCGUGUUCAAGGUCGGAUGGAUCGCCAGGUCAAGCUGAACGGUUUCCGCGUCGAAUUGGGCGAGAUCGAAGCCACUAUCGAGGUUGUCGCCACGACGUGUGUUUGCGCUGUCAUUACUAGUGCAAGUGGGACUCCACGGCUUGUUGCAUUUGUUUAUUCAGAAAACCGGGGCAAGCAAGUUGUCGAUGAUUACGCAAAAGCUUCGGGUGCGGGAGGCGAGGAAAAUGAAGACGGGAGCACUCCCUUUCCCCAACACCUUGAUUCGGUAGACUAUGCGAUUGUGCUGCGUGCUUACUGCGAGAAGAAACUUCCGCGCCAUAUGGUCCCGAACGAAUUUGUGGAGUUGUCAUCGAUUCCGCUCACCACGUCUGGGAAGGUAGACCGUCGGAGCGUGGUAGAGCGACACGAAUCCUCACGACAACAAGAGAAGGGCUUGGGAAAGACGUCAACAGUUGUAAUGCAGACUGGAGUGGGAGAAGACGGGGGCUUGGUUAUCCCGCUUUGUACUGGAGAAAAGGGACAGCAGGAGAGAACGACGCAUACAAAGCGGAGACGAGGGAUUAGGCUUCGUGGACCAAGCCCGACGGAAACGCGCCUGAUCGCUUUAUGGCGUGAGAUGCUUGGAAUAGAAAAUGUCGAUGCCCGGACUCAUUUUUUCGAGGCAGGAGGAACUUCAGCGGUUGCCGUUCAAAUGGUACGUCGCCUCGAAGACUUGCGUAAUAAAACAAUCAGCACGUCGGAAGAUGAAAGUGAAACAAAAAUAAAGUCCUCAACAGAUUCUGAGAACGCAGAAAUGCUGCACCGCAAGCUUUGUGGUCUCAUCCGGAAGCCACGGCUUCGAGAGUACGCAGCCUUCGUGGAUUGGGCGGAUAGUGUCAGCCCUGGUGCUCUUGACUCUGCCUCUGCGGACAGUGCUGCUAUUACAAAACUAUAUCCAAAUGGCACUGGCAGUGGCAGUACCCAAGAAGCUCCGGAUGAACCGCGGCAGGACGCAACUGGGCAGACAGAUAAUAGUGCGAAGGAUAGUGGUGUUUCCAAAAAUAUUUUCACCGACGACCAGGACACAGAAAUGGAACUCCUCUAUGAUGCCAUUGAGUUCGGGGACCUGUACUGUUUGCGGAUACUGCUUAGUGCUGCUGUGUCGCCUAAUGGGGGAUUCUCUAAGCGCGAGCGGGGUACUACGCCGUUGCUGUACUUAUUGCAUCGACAUACAUCCGGCGAAGACGGUACUAGUGGAGCGGCAUCUUCAUCAGUUUUUACAGGGAGAAGUAAAGGUAGUUCACCGGACGCUAUUGAGUUGCCGAAGAGCACCAGAGUCAGAGAAAUGAUCUACUGCUUGUUGGAUUUCGGUGCGGACAUUAAUUUGUGCGAUACAUCAGGACGUACGCCGUUGCACUUUUUAGCCCGUUCCACUACGUUAGCACCUGUUUUCCGCGACUUCGAGGCCCGCGGCGCGGUUUUGGGCGUAAAGGACGUCAAUCACUGGUCAUGUUUUUUCUACGCGGUCGUUGCCAGCAAUUCUGCAGUGGUGAAGUUUCUUCUGAACAAGAUAUUACAACAGGCUGAAGACCACGAAUUUGAGUCGACGUCUUCUCGGUCCAAGACUUCACAGGACGUGGCAUCCAAGAAGACAAAAAAGCGGCUACCACUAGACAUAUCCCAUCUCGAUCGCUGGGGCAAUAGUUUGUUGCACCACGCCGUUGAAGCUUGUCUUGCAGCUGCUGGAGUAAGCAAUCCUACGUGUUCAAGUUCAACUUCAUCAGGACCAUCUUUAGAGGACGAUGCGGCAGCGGCUCGUUCAAAUUCUGAGGCACUCAGGGUUUUGCGUAUGGUAGUGGAUAAAUAUCGGCGAGCGGGAUUAUCAUUGGAUUUCAAAGCGUUGCAACGUGCGCAUCGAAGGCGAAACGGCGUCGAGGAGUCGUGGUCGCCGCUGCAUUUGGCUGUAAGGGGUCGCAACGUGGAGUUGGUUCGGCUACUUCUCGCGGCAGGAUCGGACCCCAUGAAGAACAGAGACCAUGAGGCGCGAACACCUUUGCACGCUGUGUGCAUGCUGCGACCCUUUGACCAACAGGCCUUCACAAUGUUGCAGCUCUUCACCGCUCCUGCCAGCGCCUCUAGUCGCAGGGCUUCAGCGUCAGGAGCAGCAGACGAAACAGUUCAAGUAGUUCUUUCCUGCAAUACUGCUGAUGUGCAGGCUCUGAUGAACGCAGUCGACCGGCACUUGCGGACACCGGUCUUUUACCUCGUUGACGAGGAGGGCGGGAGAGAAGAUGGAGCUGAGUCUCGCAGCGUUACUAAAGACGGAGACGAGAAAGAGGAACAAGACGCAAUAUUUGACGUUGCAAUACAGCUCUUACUGUCGUGUGGCGCUAGUGUCAACGCACACGAUCGACAGGGACGAAAUUAUCUGGACUAUCACGCAUCCUUUCGCUACGAAGAUGGUAUUAGUAAUGGCAACGGAUCUGAAAGGGAAGAGGCUGGUAUGAUUAAGGAAAAUAUUGAAGCUGCUGAAGACGCAUCAGCGGAACCCGAACCACUACAGGCCAAAGAUCCAGCUGCACCGAAAGUGAAAGAUAAGAUUCGGUUGCAAGUACUAACCACGAAUUAUGAGAGAGCUUCGGCGGAUGGCGAUGUCCUCGAUGGUGCUCAAGACAUUGAUCAAGUGAUCGUUGGCGAGACGCACCAAUUCAAAGGACGUUUUAGGGUAGCUGUUGACAUCCGGCAGAGCGAUUUCCAGCAUAAGAAGGAACAGGCGAAAAAAAAUCAAUGCUUCCGUUGUCUACGCUUUGGCCACUCUUAUCGGCACUGCGAAUUUGCACCCCGUUGUCGAGUAUGCGGAGAGGAGCACGAGACGAAGGACCACCAACAUCAGAGACCUGCGGAUUUGCUUUCGCAGUAUGUUGAUUAUCCAUUUUCUCGACGCCCAGAAAUUAUCUGAAAAGUUCACAUGAAAGUUGCAGGAGAGAACAUCUUCUAACAAAGUUAUUCCAUAUUAUGUGCCCGUUGUGAACAAGUCCCAUAUGGAUAUGAUCCAUAUCCCCAUCCUCCUUUAAUCGAAUAAAAUGCGCUUGUACUCCUCUUCUGAAGCACCG